This is a messenger RNA of Rattus norvegicus (Norway rat), 947 nucleotides long. It is a transcript of the gene Gp1bb, whose product is annotated as glycoprotein Ib platelet subunit beta. Lineage: Eukaryota; Metazoa; Chordata; Mammalia; Rodentia; Muridae. The record is from RefSeq and is marked validated. Gene Ontology annotation, cellular component: membrane. The coding region runs from base 66 to 686 and encodes 206 amino acids. The transcript has 2 exons.
GUGGAGUCAGGCAGGCUCUCGGGCCAACGCCACUCCAGAACGAAGUAGGCCUCCAUCCUCUCGCCAUGGGCUCCCGGCCGCGCGGGGCGCUGAGCCUGCUGCUUCUGCUGCUAGCGCCGCCCAGCCGCCCAGCCUCUGGCUGUCCCGCGCCAUGCCGCUGCUCUGAGACGCGCGUGGACUGCGGGCGCCGCGGGCUGACCUGGGCCUCGCUGCCGGCUGCCUUCCCUCCCGACACUACAGAAUUGGUGCUGACCGACAACAACCUGACGGCGCUGCCGCCCGGGCUUCUGGAUACGCUGCCGGCGCUGCGCAGAGUGCACCUGGGCGCUAACCCAUGGCGCUGCGACUGUCGCUUAUUGCCGCUGCGCGCCUGGCUGGCCGGCCGCCCUGAGCGCGAGUUCUACCGCGACCUGCGCUGUGUCGCGCCUCUGGCGCUGCGUGGCCGCUUGCUGCCCUACGUGGCGGAGGAUGAGCUGCGGGCCGCAUGCGCGCCCGGCCUACUUUGCUGGGGAGCUCUGGUGGCGCAGCUAGCGCUGCUGGUCCUCGGGCUGCUACACGCGCUGCUGCUGGCACUCCUACUGAGUCGCCUGCGGAGGCUACGCGCGCAGGCGCGCGCUCGCUCCACCCGCGAGUUCUCACUCACAGCCCCGCUGGUGGCCGAGUCGGCCGGAGGUGGUGCAUCUUAAGAAAGGACAGGCGCAGAGCAACGACGACCUGCAAAUUUUACAGGUCCCUGCUGGAGGACCCUCCGCCUUCACCUGGAUCGGCCUUGGCCUCUAUCCUUGCCCAACUUCCCAGACCCAAGCUCUGCAAGCCUGAAUCCACAUGGGGUCAAACUGCUGCCAGUACUACCAGAAUGAGGCAACCUUGAGUCUUCAGAGCCUAGAGUGCUGGAGCAGUCCAGUCUCCUGCCAGACUCCGCACUGAAUAAACCUUUCUCCUCCUCA